CAAACAUUCCAAGCACACAACAUACAUACAUAUAUAUACCAUACAAAUAUAUAAAAAAUAUAAAAAAAACCACACAAUACAGAGGAAAAGACUAGCCAAGAAGCACUACACUAUAUACCCAUAAUUUGUGUCCACAAUGAAGCGCAUGCACGUAGACAGCUCCGCCCCAAAGUAUCAAAGUGGCAAAUGGUCCUGGGAUGAGAAGGCCGAUGGAUUGCAUUUUCAGGGACAUUUCGAUUUGGAGCACGCCAACGAACGUUAUAUUGAGACAAAUGGAUAUAAAUUUCUUCGGACCAUCAAUCAGGAGGAGGAGCUGAUCUUUCGCCAGGUAUUUGUACGCCCCGAUACCACAUACGAUGCGGACACUGUGGUCAUCAACGAUGUCCGUGAUCUGGUGCUGUUCCUAAUGCCAAAAGAGUUUUUGUCGCCGAAACUUAUUGAAUUUAUGCACAAGCCAGCUGUGCAUAGACUGAUCCAUGCUCUAAUUAUCUAUUUUGAGUAUUUUCUGCGCAUGGUGGAGUUCAUUCUGAUCCGCAGGGACGAGCUGGACGGCAACCUGGCGAAGAUCCAAAGUGAGCAGACGAAUGAAAUGAAGCGAAUAUUCUCAUUGUACUUGAGUCAAUAUCGCAUGUUGGUCGCUAGAAAUUAUUGCAUUAUCAUAAUGGGCGAGUCCGAUUUGAAAAAGUUUUACCAUACAAAACAGAUAGUCAAUAUUUCGUCCAAGAUCAAGGAUCGAAUCUUUCACGAACACUUUUUGGCUAUCUGCAUUCAGAUCGUGUGGAUCACCAUGCAUAGACGGGCAUAUUUCAUAAUCGAAAUGGAAAUGAAUCGACUCUUUCGCUCGGAGCACUUUUUAAUGAACCGUCCGGAGUAUCUAAAAUUCUCAACCGUCGAACGAUCUCUGCUCUAUGGACGUAAUAUGAAGAUUGUCAACUAUCGCAGCCAGAACUCGCCAAUGAUUCAGGAACUAAAGAGUGUAGCUGUCGAGGAUAUGCCCAUACUUUGGAUUGGUGGGCGCAAAUAUCGUGGCAGCAAUCCACGUAUAGCCGAACUCGAACUGGAAUAUAUAGUGCCCGAGCGGCAAUUGCGUAUGAUCGAUGUGGUGCACGGCAUUCUUGGAAAUCCAAAAAUCCUAUACGAUACGAUACUCACGCUGGACUGGCCAUCGGUGCGCUAUGCCAACUACUCAAAACAGUAUGAUCCAUACGGUAUUAUACGCCAGCCAAAUCUGCCCAUACCCAAAAUCAAUGAGAUGCAGGUGCGCCAAUUGUCCAAGAACUUCGAACAGUACUACAAGGUAUUUUGUAUCUACGAUCCGUGUACCCAAGAAACGCUAGCCAACUGGUUCAAUCGUGACAAGAUCGUUGAAUACUAUCGCUCCGGUGGCGUUCUCUACAAUCUGUUCAUGCGCUGCGAGAGGCAGUUCGUCCUCGAAAUGAAGCGGCCAUCGGUACCGUCGAUUGUUGCCAAUUACUUCCGCGUCGUGACAAGAUUGCGUAAGAAGAAGCCUGUGAAAUUCGACACGGGCACAGAAGGACAAUGCAACACAGUACAGUAUAAAAAGGAGGGCAAGGAAUAUUAUUUCGAUUGAAAGUUCAACGAGAAGUCUAAAUUAAUUUCAAGUUUGAAUUCGAUUCGAAAUAUCGAGUUCGCAAACAAUAAAG
Molecule: messenger RNA, 1664 nt
Organism: Drosophila novamexicana
Lineage: Eukaryota; Metazoa; Arthropoda; Insecta; Diptera; Drosophilidae
Exons: 1
Coding region: 137-1591 (484 amino acids)
Biological process (GO): negative regulation of phosphatase activity
Molecular function (GO): phosphatase binding
Source: RefSeq, a predicted model, not a curated record